AUGGAGCGAGAUGCAGUGGCAAGCACGAGUCGUGGCGCGACCGUCACUUCACCAACCCCGAGCAGCAAACGUAGACGAUCUCGACGCAUCUACGACAUCGAAGACCGAACCACAAAGACCGACGUAGGCUCAUCACCCGGCACCCACUGGACCCUGUCCUCGUACAAACCCGGCUCUGGCGUGUCCGAACUGCGCUCCGCCGAUCUCACCAAACUCUGGCAGUCGGACGGCAACCAACCUCACCUCAUCAACAUUCAAUUCGCACGCCGAACGUGCGUCACCCACCUAUCGAUCUUCCUCGACGUCAAGCAGGACGACUCGUACACGCCCACGCGGAUCGCUGUCAAGGCAGGGACCAACUACCACGACCUGACGUUGGUACGGCAGAGGACGUUCGACGCACCGCAGGGGUGGAAGCAUUUCAACAUGACACCGGGUAGCGUGGAUGCCGUGACGGUGGAGGAGGAAGAGGAUGGAGUGGAGGGCGAGGAGGAGGAUCUGACGGAGGCGGGGGGAGACGGUGCUAAGGCUGGAGGAGGCCCCGGAGAUGAGGGUGAUGAUGAUGAUGAUGACGAGGAAGGCGAGUCGGAAGGGAUCAAAGUUUGGUUGAUCCAGAUAUGCAUCCUGGCAAAUCACCUGAAUGGUAAGGAUACGCAUAUCAGGAGAUUGGUUGUCUUCGGACCGAAGCAAUCCCACGCCAUCAGCUCGCAUGGAACGAAAAGAGGAGCUACAAACGGCCUGGCGCAUUCGACGAUACCACCGCCAUUACGACCUCAGAACGGACAAGCGUCAUAUGGUCGCGCUCAGAAUGUCACACUAGCUCAGCUGCUGUCUUUGCAGAGCGCUGCAAGCACAGAGGAUCGAAACGACGAAGUGGACGACGACGACGACAGUGCAGCUGGUGCCGGAUUGCGCAGAUCUGGACUCAACUUGUUCGGCAACAUUCGGUAG
Molecule: messenger RNA, 951 nt
Organism: Pseudozyma hubeiensis SY62
Lineage: Eukaryota; Fungi; Basidiomycota; Ustilaginomycetes; Ustilaginales; Ustilaginaceae
Product: potential anaphase-promoting complex processivity factor
Exons: 2
Coding region: 1-951 (316 amino acids)
Biological process (GO): anaphase-promoting complex-dependent catabolic process; protein K11-linked ubiquitination
Cellular component (GO): anaphase-promoting complex
Source: RefSeq, a predicted model, not a curated record